AGAAAGCACCACCCCUACCCGCAACCAUGGCUGAGAAGGACCACAUGUCCGUCGUGAUCUGCGGCCACGUCGACUCCGGCAAGUCGACCACCACCGGCCGGCUGCUCUUCGAGAUGGGCGGUAUCCCCGAGCGUGAGAUGGAGAAGCUCAAGGCCGAGGCGGACCGCCUGGGCAAGUCGUCCUUCGCCUUCGCCUUCUACAUGGACCGCCAAAAGGAGGAGCGCGAGCGCGGCGUGACCAUCUCGUGCACCACCAAGGAGUUCUUCACCGACAAGUGGCACUACACCAUCAUCGACGCGCCGGGCCACCGCGACUUCAUCAAGAACAUGAUCUCCGGCGCG
Emiliania huxleyi CCMP1516 is the source of this 341-nucleotide messenger RNA. RefSeq lists its product as hypothetical. The transcript has a single exon. The record is from RefSeq and is a predicted model, not a curated record. Gene Ontology annotation, molecular function: GTP binding; GTPase activity. NCBI's taxonomy places the organism in Eukaryota, Haptophyta, Isochrysidales, Noelaerhabdaceae. Gene Ontology annotation, biological process: translation. The annotation marks the transcript as partial.